AUGCGGGACCCUCCAGAAAGACUUCGAAAGGCUGUCAUUGAUGGGAACUUGCCCAUCACGAAAAGGCUCCUAGCUCGGUUUCCGGAACUAUGGCUUAACACUGAUCCAGAGAAUAAAGGAUGGUGCAAUUUGCAUUAUGCGUCGUACCAGGGGAAUUACCUUGUGUGCUUUCAUCUUAUGUCGUUGAGAAGACGCCGUUUGCUGGGACCUGUUCAGUAUACUGAUUUGGAUAUGGUGACUUUUGAUAACUUGACGGUGCUCCAUAUGCCUGUGUUUCAGCACCACCUGCAAACGUUGCAUUACCUUCUUCAGGAGUUUGCAGGGCAUCCGUGGAUCAACCAUAAGGGAGGCGAGUUGGGCCGUACGCCGCUUCAUUACUGCUGUACUUGUUCAUUUACAGAUGGGCUUAAGUUGCUUCUAGAGUUUGAUGCUGAUUGGAAAAUGACCGACCAGAACGGCGACACGUGUCUUCAUUUGUGUUUUGCGUAUGGAGAUUUGGCCGGGUUGCGUGAAUUGGUGAAAUCUAUAGUGGCCAAGUGCCUACGGUCACUUCAAGACGUGGUUGGCGAGGCCCAGAUCUCUGGCAAGGAAGCUAUUUUGGCUGAACUUGGAGAGUUUGAAGGCACAAAGAAUAACCAUGGUUUCCGUGCAAUUGACUAUGCGGCUUCGUUUGAGCUCCAGAGCCAGUAUAAGGAAUCCAGGUUGGCAUGGGUCGAAGCUGCGUUUGAGGAAGAGAGCAUACUACAAAAACUGCGUCUGGAGAAUUGGGAUUCGGUGUUGGCGUUUGCACCUUCAGAUACGGCCAGAAACGAUUCGGCUUCGCUUCACCCUUCUACUCAAUCCUCUGCAUCAUCAUUAACAGCUCCAGAUUCGGCUUCAUUUGCAUUUUCUUCCGCUCCAAAGCCUUCGGUGCUGCCUGAAAAGAAUGAAGAAACUGCCAAACUAGCACAAGCCAGAAUGCAUCUGGCAUCGGUCGGAAACGACGCGUCUCAUAUAUCUCCUCUGGAUAAACUCAAUUCCCGCAGAAGAUCAAACACCGCUGCUGUUCACGGGUACAAGCCACCGCCAUUGCCAAUUUCUAUCAAUACUGGCGUGGCUUCUGGCUCUAAGAGCAGCGUGAAAAUGUCAAGUCCAGUAACGCCGUUGCUGAUUGAUUUCCCUAAAACUCCAUCAUUAAAGUCGGUCACCAUUUCGCCUUCCGUACGUGGUGCUAAAAGAAAACCCAGCAUUAACAGCAUGUCUACAGGGACUCCUGAAGUUUUAAAGGAAAAUGAAUCUUUAGAUGAGAUUGCAGUUCCCGUCUUUGCUGAAAGCCCUCUGCUUCCCACCCAAAUACCAUCUGCAUCCGGUCCAAAUCCCGAAUCUAACCUGCCAGUGGCUGUCACAGCCGUUGCCUCACCAGAUCCUUCCCAGUCAUCGCAAAACAACUCUGCUGAAAGCAGACGCAGGUCAAUGUCAUCGGUUCAUUCACCGCCCAUUCGCUCUUCAUCUUUCCACUUUCUGCCUCUUGGCAUAACUCGCCGGCGAAGUGCUACCAGUGCUGCUCCAAAUGGAAAUAGCAACGCAGCUGCUCCUUCAGCUCCAGCAGAAGGCAUUGAUGGCCUGAGACUGUCGUCUCCAUUGAGCGUUGAAACAUCACGCUUCAGCUCAAGGCGCAGCUCGUUAAGACGAAACAUAUCUACACCUUCUGUUGUUCAUUCGCUGGCUCUUGGGAUGUCGAGCGCCAACGGCAGUUUGGAAACGAUACCGAUCCAGCAAGCACGGCCAGAGCGCCUUUUCCGUCAUGCCAAUGCAUCAGAUUCCAUGAUCAGAUCUAGACCAACAUCCCCCACUGAAGCCUCUGCAAACGAUAUGAGCAACCUGUUGGAUACCAUCAAACUCAGCAUGCGCCGGCCACACGAAGCAGUGCCUGAAGAUAAGGUCGUUCAUUCAUUUGUGGCAUCCAUUCCUCGUGAUAAACUCAGACGAAGUAAUACGACUUCGCCUGUAAAAGAAAAAGAACCACAACUAGGUUCCCUGGUGAAAAAUAGACCAGAAAGGUCGUCGACAAUGUCCUCGCUGACUUCCAUGCAUACACAGCGGGAUCUAAACAGCAUCAAGCUCACGCGGGUUCGUGACGAUUGA
Candidozyma haemuli is the source of this 2124-nucleotide messenger RNA. RefSeq lists its product as uncharacterized. Gene Ontology annotation, cellular component: ciliary inversin compartment. The record is from RefSeq and is a predicted model, not a curated record. Bases 1 to 2124 code for a protein of 707 amino acids. Gene Ontology annotation, biological process: protein localization to ciliary inversin compartment. Lineage: Eukaryota; Fungi; Ascomycota; Pichiomycetes; Serinales; Metschnikowiaceae. Gene Ontology annotation, molecular function: protein binding. The transcript has a single exon.